Molecule: messenger RNA, 14425 nt
Organism: Haemorhous mexicanus (house finch)
Lineage: Eukaryota; Metazoa; Chordata; Aves; Passeriformes; Fringillidae
Gene: LRP2
Product: LDL receptor related protein 2
Exons: 80
Molecular function (GO): protein binding; calcium ion binding
Source: RefSeq, a predicted model, not a curated record
AUGGGACCUCACCAUCGGAUGGAUGGAAGAGCAGCAACUGCUUGCAAACUGCUCAUAUUAUUCACUGCAUGCAUGAUGCAGGGCAGUUGCCAAGGGUGUGAGCGGGGGCAGUUCCGCUGUGGCGACGGUCGCUGUGUCCCUGCAGAUUGGAGGUGUGAUGGGGCCAGAGACUGCUCGGAUGACACAGAUGAAGCCGGCUGCCCACAACCUACCUGUGAAGGAAAUCAAUUUCAGUGUCAGACUGAUGGCGAAUGUAUUCCACAGUCAUGGGUUUGUGAUGAUGAGGAGGAUUGUGAAGAUGGCUCAGAUGAACAUCAACAAUGUCCGGGGAGGACGUGCUCGAGCCAGCAGUUCACGUGCUCCAAUGGACAGUGCAUCCCCGGCGCGUACUGGUGCGAUCGCGUGCAGGACUGCACCGACGGGACAGAUGAAAGACUCUGCCACUACCCAAGAUGUGAACAGUUAUCAUGUGCAAAUGGAGCAUGUUUUAAUGCAAGCCAGCGAUGUGAUGGCAAAGUUGAUUGCAGAGAUUCUUCUGAUGAAGCUAAUUGCACUCGUGGAUGUACCAGUACGCAGUUCCAGUGUGCUAAUGGAGAGUGCAUCCCGCAGGCCUUUAUCUGUGACCAUGAUGAUGACUGUGGAGAUAGGAGUGAUGAAAACUCUUGCACUUAUGCAACUUGCAGAGGAAACUUCUUCACUUGCCCAAGUGGCCGUUGCAUUCAUCAGAGCUGGAUUUGCGAUGGAGAUGAUGAUUGUGAAGACAAUGAAGAUGAAAGAGGAUGUGAAAGUGGUCGCCAUGAAUGUUACCCAGGAGAGUGGGCCUGUCCUGGAUCAGGGCAUUGCAUUCCAAUUGGGAAAGUGUGUGAUGGAGCUGCAGACUGCCCUGAAGGAGAAGAUGAAACUAACAUCACUGCAGGCAGACACUGCAACGUAUCGCGCUGCGCUGCGCUGAGCUGUCAGUAUCGCUGCCAUUCCUCUCCGUCAGGAGGGAUGUGCUACUGCCCUGCAGGAUAUACAAUAAGCAGCAAUGACAGUCGUACCUGUGUUGAUUUUGAUGACUGUCAGAUGUGGGGUGUCUGUGACCAGCUGUGUGAAGAUCGUGUGGGACACCACCAGUGCCACUGUGUGGAAGGUUAUUUCCUCGAGCACCACCGGCAUUGUCGGGCCAACACUUCAGCUGGUGUUGCAUCGAUUAUUUUUUCCAAUGGCCGUGAUUUACUGAUUGGGGACCUUUAUGGAAGGAAUUUUCGUACUUUGGUGCAGUCACAGAAUCGUGGGAUUGCAGUGGGAGUGGACUUUCACUUUUACCUGCACAGAAUCUUUUGGACUGACACAGUGCAAGAUAAGGUUUUUUCUAUUAAUAUUGAUGGCUCUGAUUUCCAAGAAGUUUUAAAUAUUUCAGUUGACACACCUGAAAAUCUAGCAGUGGAUUGGGUUAACAAUAAACUCUAUGUGGUUGAGACCAGUGUGAACAGAAUAGAUAUGGUUAACUUGGAUGGGACAAACCGUGUGACUCUUAUUGCUGAAAAUCUUGGAAAUCCUAGAGGAAUAGCACUUGAUCCAACUGUUGGUUAUUUGUUUUUCUCAGACUGGGACAGUCUGUCUGGUGAUCCUAAAGUGGAAAGGGCCUUCAUGGAUGGCACAAAUCGUCAGGAUUUGAUAAAAACAAAAUUAGGCUGGCCUGCUGGCAUAACCCUGGAUAUUGUGUCAAAGAGGCUUUACUGGGUUGACAGCCGGUUUGAUUACAUUGAGACUGUAACUUAUGAUGGACUUCAAAGGAAAACAGUAGCUCAUGGAGGCUCACUGAUUCCUCAUCCAUAUGGAAUCACUUUAUUUGAACACAAUGUUUAUUUCACUGAUUGGACCAAAAUGGCAGUGGUGAAAGCUAACAAAUUUUCAGAGUCUAACCCUCAAGUGAUCUACCAGUCUUCACUGAGACCUUAUGGAGUGACAGUUUACCACGCUGCCCGGCAGCCAUUUGUAAGAAAUCCUUGUGGAAGUAAUAAUGGGGGAUGUGAACAGGUCUGUGUUCUCAGCCACAAAACAGAUAAUGAUGGCCUAGGUUAUCGCUGUAGGUGUAUUCUGGGCUUUGACCUACACGUGGAUGGACGACAUUGUGUUGCUGUGAGACAGUUUCUGCUGUUUUCAUCCCAGACGGCAGUGAGGGGAAUCCCAUUCAAUCUCUCCACCCAGGAAGAUGUGAUCAUUCCUAUAAUGGGGAGCCCUUCCUACUUUGUUGGAAUUGACUUCUCUGCUCAGGAUGACACAAUUUUUUUUUCAGACACAAGUAAAGACAUGAUCUAUAAACAGAAGACUGAUGGUUCAGGAAGAGAGAUUUUGACUGCUAAUAGAGUGGAAAGUGUUGAAGAUUUAGCUUUUGACUGGAUCUCAAAGAACCUCUACUGGACAGAUCCUCGAUACAGGAGCAUUAGUGUGAUGAGGCUGGCAGAUAAAUCCAGGAGAGCUAUUGUUCAGAAUUUAAAUAAUCCUCGUUCAAUAGUGGUUCAUCCUGUUAUUGGGUAUAUAUUCUGGACAGAUUGGUUCCGUCCGGCAAAAAUCAUGAGGGCCUGGAGCGAUGGAUCCCAUGCCUUGCCAAUUGUCAAUACAACACUAGGCUGGCCUAAUGGCCUCGCCAUUGACUGGAGUUCUCUGAGGUUGUACUGGGUGGAUGCUUUUUUUGAUAAAAUUGAGCACAGCACCUUUGAUGGGCUGGACAGACGGACUCUUGAACAUAUUACUCAGAUGACUCACCCAUUUGGCCUUACAAUUUUUGGAGGUUAUGCCUAUUUCACUGAUUGGAGACUUGGAGGAAUAGUUCGAGUAAGGAAGUCUGAUGGAGGAGAAAUGACUAUUAUUAGGAGGGGCAUUAGUAACAUUAUGCAUGUGAAAGCAUACGACGCUCAUUCCCAAAUAGGCUCUAACUACUGUAAUAGAGGAACAAAUCCCAAUGGAGACUGCAGCCAUUUCUGCUUCCCAGUACCAAACUUUCAGAGAGUUUGUGGGUGUCCUUAUGGCAUGAAGCUGGCUCCAAAUCAACUGGCAUGCGUUGAAGAUCCCUCCAAUGAGCCACCCACUUUGCAGUGUGGCUCCUACUCAUUUUCCUGUGGCAAUGGAAGAUGUGUGCCUCGACACUAUCAGUGUGAUGGUGUUGAUGAUUGCCAUGAUAACAGUGAUGAACAAAACUGUGGUUCUUUAAACAAUACUUGUGCUUCUUCAGCUUUUACCUGCGCCAGCGGACAGUGUAUUCCGGGUCACUGGCAUUGUGAUAAACACAAUGACUGUUUUGAUGGCAGUGAUGAAUUGCAUUGUCCUACAGAGGGACCCUCUUCAUGCCCUGCAACCCAGUUCACCUGUGAUAAUAGAAGAUGUAUUCCAAGAAUCUGGCUAUGUGAUACUGAUAAUGACUGUGGUGAUGGCUCAGAUGAAAAAAACUGCACUUUCACAGGUACUUGUGAACCCAGGCAAUUCCAGUGUCCAGACCAUCGCUGUAUUGACCCAUUCUAUGUCUGUGAUGGAGACAAAGAUUGUAUAGAUGGUGCUGAUGAGCAUGACUGCAUAUAUAACUGCAGUGCCACAGAGUUUAAAUGUUUAAGUGGAGACCAGUGUAUCAGCACCUACUACCAGUGUGAUGGUGUUUUUGACUGUAACGAUCACUCAGACGAGGCUGAUUGCCCUACAAGACCACCAGGGAUGUGCCACCAGCAUGAAUUCCAGUGUCAGUCAGAUGGCAGUUGUGUUCCUGAUAACUGGGAAUGUGAUGGCCAUGUUGAUUGUGCAGAUGGCUCAGAUGAACAUCAUAGGUGUCCUGCCAGAACAUGUCCUCCAUCGCUUUUCCGCUGUGACAAUGGCAACUGUGUGUACCGAGCGUGGAUCUGCGACGGGGACAACGACUGCAGGGAUAUGAGCGAUGAGCGAGAUUGUCCAACCCAGCCCUUCCGGUGCCCCAGCUGGCAGUGGCAGUGUCCAGGUCACAGUAUCUGUGUGAAUCUCAGCAAAGUAUGUGACAAUUCUGCUGACUGUCCUAAUGGAGCUGAUGAAUCCCCCUUGUGCAAUGAACCUCAGCCAGAUCAGGAAAGCUGCUCUGACAAUAAUGCUGGCUGCACUCAUGAAUGUAUUCAAGGACCUUUUGGAGCUCAGUGUACCUGUCCUAUUGGAUACCAGCUUGCAAAUGACUCCAAGACCUGUGAAGAUAUUAAUGAAUGUGACCCUCCAGGCUUCUGUAGUCAGCACUGUUACAAUGAGAGAGGAUCUUUUAGGUGUUAUUGUGAUGAAGGAUACAUUCUAGAAGCCAAUGGGAGGAUUUGUAAAGCAGCAGAAUCUGGGAAUCUUCUUUUGCUGGUAGCAAGUCGUAACCAAAUUGUUGUGGAUAACAUCACUUCUCAGUCACACAGUAUUUAUUCUCUGGUUCGGGAUGGGACAAAUAUUGUGGCUAUUGAUUUUGAUUCAAUCACAGAUCGUAUCUUUUGGUCUGAUACAACACAGGAUAAAAUUUGGAGUGCUUAUCAAAAUGGGACUGACCGAAAAAUAGUGUUCGACAGUGGUGUCACUGUGACUGAAAGUAUAGCAGUGGAUUGGGUGGGUCGUAACCUUUACUGGACAGACUUUGUUCUGGAAACGAUUGAAGUCUCCAAAAUGGACGGGAGCCACAGGACUGUGCUGAUCAGUGAAAAUAUAACAAACCCAAGAGGACUAGUGUUAGAUCCCAGAACUGAUGCUCAUGUAAUGUUCUGGACUGACUGGGGCCAAAACCCUCGAAUUGAAAGAGCCAGCAUGGAUGGCAAAAUGCGCACAGUGAUUAUUAAUAAUAAAAUCUACUGGCCCAAUGGACUUUCCAUUGAUUAUCCAAAUAAACUUCUCUAUUUUGCUGAUGCUUAUCUUGAUUAUAUCGAUUUCUGUGAUUACAAUGGAAACAACAGACGACAGGUGGUUGCAAGUGAUCUGAUAUUGCAGCAUCCGCAUGGUCUAACUGUCUUUGAAGAUUUUGUGUACUGGAGUGACCGCUAUACUAAUCGAGUAAUUCGGGCCAAUAAAUGGCAUGGAGGAAACCAGACAGUUAUGAUUUAUAACAUCCACCAGCCUUUGGGUCUUGUGGCAGUCCAUCCUAUAAAGCAGCCUAGUGGUAUUAAUUCCUGUGCAUCAUCCCCCUGUAGCCAUCUCUGCUUACUUUCUUCAUCUGGACCACUUUUUUUUUCCUGUGCUUGCCCUUCAGGAUGGAUCCUUUCUCCUGAUAACAGGAACUGCAUGAGAGUUGAACACCCUUUCCUUAUUGCUGUAAGAGAUAAUAUCAUUUACGGAAUUUCUCUGAAUCCUGAGGAGAAGACAAAUGAUGCUAUGGUUCCAAUAGCAGGGGUUCAAAAUGGUGUUGAUGUUGACUUUGAUGACUCUGAACAGAUGAUUUAUUGGGUUGAAAAUCCAGGUGAAAUUCACAGAGUGAGGUCAGAUGGAGCCAACAGGACAGUUUUUGCUCCAGCAGCUGUUAUUGGUGCUCCUACUGGUCUGGCACUAGACUGGAUAUCUGCAAACCUGUAUUACACUAACCCAGGGACGCAGUCAAUUGAGGUCCUGAAGCUGCAUGGUGACAUAAUGUACAGGAAAACACUGAUUACCAAUGAUGGCACCUCUCUGGGAGCUGGCACACCAAUUGGUUUGGCAGUUGAUCCAGCAAGAGGGAAGUUGUACUGGACAGACCAAGGAACUGACAGUGGAGUCCCAGCAAAGAUUGCCAGUGCAAACAUGGAUGGCUCAGGCAUACAAACACUCUUCACUGGCAACCUGGACCAUGUAGAGUUUCUUACCAUUGACAUUAAGGAACAAAAGUUGUACUGGGCUGUUACAAGCACAGGAAUGAUUGAGAGAGGCAAUAUGGAUGGUACAAAUCGUGUGACUCUGGUGGUUCAUCUUUCUCAUCCCUGGGGAGUUGCUGUCUACGGUACCUUUCUGUACUAUACUGAUCGAGAUUAUGAAGUAAUUGAACGAGUUGACAAGGCCACCGGUGCAAACAAAGUAGUACUGAGAGAUAAUGUCCCAAGACUGAAGAGCCUACGAGUGUAUUACAGAGACAAUUCUGCUGGUUCCACAAAUGGCUGCAGUAAUAAUAUUGGAGUUUGCCAGCAGCUUUGCCUGCCUGUACCUGGUGGAUAUUUCACCUGUGCCUGUGCUACUGGCUUUCAGCUAAAUCCUGAUAACAGAACCUGCUCCCCAUACAGUUCAUUUGUAGUUGUUUCCAUGCUCUCUGCAAUUAAAGGAUUUAGUUUAGAGACAUCAGAUCACUCUGAAGCCAUGGUACCACUGGCAGGAAGAGGACGGAAUGCACUUCAUGUGGAUGUUCACAUGCCUUCUGGUUUCAUUUACUGGUGUGACUUCAGUAGCACAGUGACAUCUCAGAAUGCAAUACGUAAAAUUAAACCUGAUGGUUCUUAUUUUAGAAAUGUUGUUACAAAUGGAAUAGGACGAAAUGGGAUCCGUGGCAUUGCAAUUGACUGGGUAGCAGGAAAUCUUUAUUUUACAAAUGCCUUCCUGACAGAGACUUUUAUAGAAGUUUUGCGCUUAAACACAACUUAUCGCCGUGUGCUUCUGAAAACUACCAUAGACAUGCCAAGGCACAUAGUAGUUGACCCAAAAAACAGAUAUCUCUUCUGGGCUGAUUAUGGGCAAAAUCCAAAAAUCGAACGUGCAUUUCUUGACUGCACCAACAGAACAGUUCUUGUGUCUGAGGGCAUUGUCACACCUCGUGGAUUGGCCAUAGAUCACAGCAAUGGCUAUGUUUACUGGGUGGAUGAUUCCUUAGAUAUGAUUGCAAGAAUUCAGCCCGAUGGUGGUGAUGUUGAAAUUGUACGUUAUGGCAGUCGCUAUCCAACUCCAUAUGGUAUCACUAUCUUUGGCAAUUCCAUGAUCUGGGUGGAUCGAAACCUGAAAAAAGUCUUCCAAGCCAGCAAGCAGCCAGGCAAUACUGAUCAACCAACAGUAAUAAGAGAUAACAUCAAUUGGCUAAGGGAUGUUACAGUUUACAACAGUAAUUUCCAGUCACGUUCUCCCCUUGAUGUCAACAACAAUCCUUGUUUGGACAACAAUGGAGGUUGUUCUCACCUCUGUUUUGCCCUCCCUGACAUUCAGACACCGAAAUGUGGUUGUGCCUUUGGAACACUAGGCAGUGAUGGCAAGAGAUGUUCCAUUUCAACAGAUGAUUACUUGAUUUUUGCUCUUGAAAAUGCCCUCAGAAGUAUCCACCUAGAUCCUGAAAACCACAGUCCUCCCUUCCGCACAGUCAAUGUGUUAAGAACUGCUGUGGCCCUGGAUUUUGACAGCAUAAACAACCGAAUAUAUUUUACACAAAGUUAUCCUUCAGGAACAGGAAGAAUCAGUUAUGUUAGUAUUUACUCAGGAAUUAGCUCUCCAACUGUAGUUGCAUCUGACCUGGGGACUCCAGAUGGCAUAGCCUUUGACUGGAUCAACAACAGAGUUUACUACAGUGACUACCUCAAUCAGACCAUCAGCUCGAUGGCUGUGGAUGGAUCAAACCGCACAGUGAUCGCCCGGGUGCCACGGCCGAGAGCCAUUGUAUUAGAUCCCUGCAGAGGGUAUAUGUACUGGACUGACUGGAGUUCAAAUGCAAAGAUUGAACGAGCUACACUUGGAGGAAACUUCAGAACACCGAUUGUGAGCACAAACUUGGUAUGGCCAAAUGGACUUACCCUGGACUAUGAAGAACAGCAGCUGUACUGGGCCGAUGCAAAUCUGCAGAAGAUUGAGAGAUGCACCCUCACUGGUACAAAUCGUGAGGUAAUUGUUAGCACUGCUUUGCAUCCAUUUGCAAUGACAGUGUUUGAUCAGCACAUAUAUUGGACAGACUGGAACACACGAAGCAUUUAUAGAGCUAAUAAGUAUGAUGGUUCAGAUCAGAUUGUAAUGAUCAUGAAUCUUCCACAAAGACCAAUGGAUAUUCAUGUCUGGGCAAAAAGUAAACAGCAGCAGUGUAUGAACCCUUGCAACCAGUUCAAUGGUGGCUGCAGUCACAUCUGUGCACCAGGUCCAGCUGGUGCAGAAUGUCAGUGCCCCUCUGAAGGUCGCUGGUAUUUAGCCAAUAACAACAAGCACUGUAUUGUGGAUAAUGGUACCAGGUGUGAUACUGGUUUCUUCACAUGCCUUAAUGGACAUUGUAUCUCUGAGCGGUGGAAAUGUGACAAUGACAAUGAUUGUGGUGAUGGCAGUGAUGAGUUGGAAAGUGUGUGUGCUUUCCAUACUUGUCAGCCAACAGCUUUCACCUGUGGCAAUGGGCGGUGUGUACCCUAUCAUUACCGCUGCGAUCACUACAAUGACUGUGGAGAUAACAGUGAUGAGCUUGGCUGCUUGUUCCGAACCUGUGACUCCCACACAGAAUUUACUUGCAAUAAUGGAAGGUGUAUAUCCCUUCAGUAUGUCUGCAAUGGAGUAAACAACUGUUAUGACAAUGGCACCUCAGAUGAGAGGAAUUGCCCGGAGCGUACGUGCCAGUCUGGUUUUACAAAAUGCCAAAGCACAAAUAUUUGCAUUCCUCGAACGUACUUGUGUGAUGGUGAUAAUGACUGUGGAGAUAUGAGUGAUGAGAGUCCUACUCACUGUGUCUCUCUGACUUGCACAAAUAGUGAGUUUCGUUGUACGUCGGGACGUUGUAUUCCUGCUCAUUGGUACUGUGAUCAAGGAAUAGACUGUGCUGAUGGCUCUGAUGAACCUGCCUCUUGUGUGCCCCAAAUGCGGACUUGUUCGAGUGACCAGUUCAGAUGUGAUGAUGGCAGAUGUAUCCCAGCAACGUGGAUCUGUGAUGGUGAUAAUGACUGUGGGGAUAUGAGCGAUGAGGAUCAAAGACAUAAUUGUGCGAACCGCAACUGCACAGCAGCAGAGUUCACUUGUGCCAACAAUCGACCCCCCCUCAGGAGGUGCAUUCCUCGGGCAUGGGUCUGUGACGGUGAUGCUGACUGCGGUGAUGCUCUUGAUGAACACCAGAACUGCACACGAAGAUCUUGCACGGAAAAUGAGUUUACCUGCAGUAAUGGCUUGUGCAUCCGUAACACAUACAGGUGUGAUAGGCGGAAUGACUGUGGUGACAGCAGUGAUGAAAGAGGAUGCAUCUAUGAACCAUGUCAACAGCACCAGUUUACUUGUCAGAAUGGGCGCUGCAUUUCCAAAGCCUACAUCUGUGAUGGGGAUAAUGACUGUGGUGAUGAAUCUGAUGAGCUGGAACAUCUCUGUAGUACACCAGAAGCAACCUGCUCUCCCCAUCAUUUUAAAUGUGACAAUGGAAACUGCAUUGAGCUGGUUAAAGUCUGCAAUAGAUUGGAUGAUUGCUUAGAUAACAGUGAUGAAAAAGGAUGUGGUGUAAAUGAAUGCAGUGACCCUUCAAUCAGUGGAUGUGAUCAUGACUGUACAGACACACAGACAAGUUUCUACUGUACUUGUCAUCCCGGAUACAAACUUAUGUCUGAUAAACGGACUUGUGAUGAUAUUGAUGAGUGCAAUGAAACUCCAUCAGUAUGUAGCCAGAUUUGUGAGAACACAGCUGGCUCCUACAUCUGUAAGUGUGCCCCAGGCUAUAUCCGGGAGCCUGAUGGAAAAAGUUGCCGGCAAAAUAGUAAUAUCUCCCCAUACCUUAUUUUUAGCAACCGUUACUAUCUGAGAAAUCUCACAGCAGAUGGCCAGUCUUACUCUCUCAUUUUGCAAGGACUGAGAAAUGUGGUGGCACUGGACUUUGACAGGGUGGAAAAGAGGUUAUACUGGAUUGAUGUGGGGAGGAAUGUCAUUGAACGAAUGUUCCUAAAUGGGACAAAUAAGGAGACAGUGAUAAGUGAUGAUGUGCCCAACGGGGAAGGUAUCGCUGUUGACUGGGUUGGCAGAAAAUUAUACUGGGUGGAUGCCUACCGAGAUUGUCUCUAUGUCUCUGAACUUGACGGAAGAUUCCGGAAAAAACUGGUGGAUCGGUGUGUUGAUGCCAACAAUACUUUCUGCUUUCAGUAUCCCAGAGCAGUUGUUGUUCAUCCAAAAUAUGGACAGAUUUACUGGACAGACUGGGCAGAUCGAGCCUAUAUUGGACGAGCUGGCAUGGAUGGCAAGGAGAAGACUGUAAUCAUCUCUGCAAAGUUGGAGUGGCCCAAUGGACUUACCAUAGAUUACACCAAUGACAAGCUCUACUGGACAGAUGCCCAUCUAAAUUAUAUUGAGUACUCUGACCUGGAUGGGCAUCAUCGUCACACGGUAUACGAUGGGACUCUACCUCAUCCCUUUGCAAUAACAAUUUUUGAGGACACAAUAUAUUGGACUGACUGGAACACAAGGACAGUUGAAAAGGGAAAUAAAUAUGAUGGAUCAGAAAGGACUGUUCUUGUGAAUACCACGCACAGACCAUUUGACAUCCAUGUUUACCAUCCAUACAGACAACCAUUUGUUAAUAAUCCUUGUGGCACCAAUAAUGGUGGUUGUUCCCAUCUUUGCCUAAUAAAAGCUGGUGGUCAGGGCUUUUCCUGUGAAUGUCCUGAUAACUUCAUGGUCAUACAGUUUGGCAAUACAGCCCACUGCCUUCCAAUGUGCUCUAGCACCCAGUUUCUCUGUGCAGACACAGAAAGGUGUAUUCCCAUCUGGUGGAAAUGUGAUGGACAGAAGGACUGUCGAGAUGGCUCAGAUGAGCCCCCAACCUGUCCGCACCGGUACUGUCCUGUGGGGCAGUUCCAGUGCAAUGAUGGGAACUGCACAAGUUCACAUUUCUUAUGCAAUACCCAGCCAGAUUGCCAUGACAGAUCAGACGAAGAUCCUGUACUUUGUGCCAAUCACCAGUGUGAAACUCAUCAGUGGCAGUGUGCCAACAAACGAUGUAUCCCAGAAGCCUGGCAGUGUGAUAGAGAGGAUGACUGUGGUGACAACUCGGAUGAAGAUAGUGCUCACUGUGCCAGUAGAACCUGUCCCCCAGGCCAAUUUAAAUGUGACAAUGGCCGCUGUAUCCCGCAGUCCUGGAAGUGUGAUGUGGAUGAUGAUUGUGGUGACAACUCUGAUGAGCCAUUCCACGAAUGCAUGGGACCUGCUUAUCGAUGUGACAAUCACACACAAUUCAGCUGUAGAACCAACUACCGUUGUGUACCACAGUGGGCAGUGUGCAAUGGGAAUGAUGACUGUAGAGACAACAGUGAUGAACAAGGCUGUGGUAAGUUUGGAGAAGCCCUCAGUAAUAAUGUUCCUGGGCAAAGACUAUGCUAAUGUGUGCUGUUUUCUUGUCAAACUGUCUACAUUUCAGAGGAGAUGACUUGCAGUCCUUCUGGAGAUUUCCGUUGUGACAAUCAUCGAUGUAUCCCACUGCGCUGGAAGUGUGAUGGAGAUGAUGACUGUGGAGACAACUCUGAUGAGCAUAACUGCAGUCCUCGUGAGUGCACAGAAAGUGAGUACCGUUGUGACAAUCUGCGCUGCAUUCCUUCCCGGUGGAUCUGCGACCACGAUGACGACUGUGAAGACAAUUCGGAUGAACGUGACUGUGAGCUGAGAACCUGCCACCCAGGUUAUUUCCAGUGUGAUAGUGGACACUGUGUUGCAGAGCGUUUCAGAUGUGAUGGAAAUGCAGACUGCCUUGAUUUCUCUGAUGAAGCAACUUGUCCAACGCGGUAUCCUAAUGGUACAUAUUGUCCACCCAUGCUGUUUGAAUGCAAAAACCAUGUCUGUAUUCAGCCAUACUGGAAAUGUGAUGGAGAUAAUGAUUGUGGAGAUGACUCUGAUGAAGAACUUCACCUUUGCUUGGAUAUUGCUUGUGACUCUCCAUUCCGUUUCCGGUGUGAAAACAAUCGCUGUAUAUACAGUCAUGAGCUGUGCAACCAGGAGGAUGACUGUGGAGAUGGAAGUGACGAGAAAGAGGAACACUGUAGAGAGCCAACACCAAGGCCUUGUAAAACUGAAGAAUUCAAGUGCAGUAAUGGAAACUGCAUUCCCCUACAUUAUGUCUGUGACAAUUACGAUGACUGUGGAGACCAUUUUGAUGAAAUAGGCUGCAAUCCUGGAUCAGAGCGAACUUGUGCAGAAAAUAUCUGUGAACAUAACUGUACCAAUCUGAAUGAAGGAGGCUUUAUCUGUUCCUGUAGGCCAGGGUACAAGGCCAGUGAAAAUAAUCGCAACUCCUGUGAAGAUAUCAAUGAGUGUGAGAUCUUUGGAACAUGCACCCAGGACUGCAAGAAUUCCAAAGGAAGCUAUGAAUGUUUCUGUGCAGAUGGCUUCAGGUCUGUGGGUGAUCAACAAGGGAAACAGUGUGCAGCUGAUGGUAAUCCUCCAUUGUUACUGCUGCCAGAUAAUGUGCGGAUUCGAAGGUACAAUAUCUCAUCAGAACAGUACUCUGACUAUAUUGAUAACCAGGAGCGCAUCCAGGCUCUGGAUUAUGACUGGGACCCUGAAGGGAUAGGCCUGAGUAUUGUGUACUUCAGCAUUCUGGGACAAGGUUCUGAGUUUGGAGCCAUCAAACGUGCUUAUCUCCCUACAUUUGACAGCAGUAGGAACAAUCCAACGAAGGAAGUUGACUUGAAUCUCAAAUACAUAGUUAAUCCUGAUGGGUUAGCUGUUGACUGGGUUGGAAGACAUCUUUACUGGACUGAUGCAGGGACUAACCGCAUAGAGGUGGCAAAAUUAGAUGGACGGUAUAGAAAAUGGCUUAUUUUUUCUCACCUGGAUCAACCAGCAGCUAUUGUGGUCAAUCCAAAACGUGGGCUCAUGUAUUGGACUGACUGGGGAAGGCAGCCAAAAAUUGAAUGUGCCUGGAUGGAUGGACAACAAAGACAAACUCUGGUCUCUGAAGACCUUGGCUGGCCAACUGGUCUUUCUAUUGAUUAUUUGAACAAUGAUAGGAUCUAUUGGAGUGAUUCUAAAGAAAAUAUAAUUGAAUCCAUGAGACCUGAUGGGACAGACAGAACCAUUGUACUACAUGGAGAAGUAGGCAGUCCAUACAGCCUUGAUGUCUUUGAAGGCCAUUUAUAUUGGAUAGCUAAAGAAAGAGGAGAAGUCUGGAAGAAGGAUAAAUUUGGGAAUGGAGAAAAAGUGAAAGUUCUGACUGUAAAUCCGUGGCUUACCCAAGUGCGCAUCUAUCACCAGCACAGAUACAACCAAUCAGUGCCUAAUCCUUGUAAAGAUGUCUGCAGCCACCUCUGCUUGCUGAGACCAGGAGGAUACACCUGCUCAUGUCCUCAAGGGACUCGGUUCCUAGAAGGCAGCAGCACGGAAUGUGAUGCAGCUAUUGAAUCCCCUCCCACAAUGCCGCCAGCUUGCAGGUGCAUGAAUGGUGGAACGUGCUAUAUAGAUGAAAGCAGUCUCCCCAAAUGCAAAUGUUCUUAUGGAUACACUGGGAAUUAUUGUGAAAUAGGAUUGUCAAAAGGAGUCCCUCCUGGAACAACAGCAGUAGCAGUGUUGCUGACAGUCAUACUGAUCAUCAUAAUUGGAGUGUUAGCAGUUGGAGGCUUUUUUAACUACAGACGUACAGGCUCCCUUUUACCAGCGCUUCCAAAACUACCAAGUUUAAGCAGUCUUGUAAAAUCUAAUGAAAAUGGCAAUGGGGUAACUUUCCGAUCUGGAGCAGAUGUGACUAUGGACAUAGGAGUCUCUGGCUUUGGGGGAGAUUCUGCUAUAGACAGAGCAAUGCAAAUGAAUGAAAACUUUGCAGUGGAGUCGGGGAAACAACCAAUCACGUUUGAAAAUCCAAUGUAUACAACCAGAGAUGGUGGAGCCAGCACAGCUGGUGCAGUUACAGUCAUUCGGCCAACACUUGUAGCAGGAGCUGGUAGUGGGGAAAAUGAAAAUUUUGAAAAUCCUGUUUAUUCCUCUGUGAUAUCUACUAGCCCGAAGGAAACCCCUCAGAGUACAGAUGCACCUCCGGAAUCAAAGUGGAGUUUCUUCAAGAGAAAAAAGAAGCAAAACACUAAUUUUGAAAACCCAAUAUAUGCAGAGAUGGAAAAGGAGCAGCAACAGGACACAGAAAAUGUCCCUACCCAUUCUCCUUCACUGCCUCCCAAGAUUAUUCUGAAGAGAGACCAACCACUAGCUUACACAGCAACAGAGGAUACAUUUAAAGACACCGCCAACCUUGUUAAAGAGGACUCUGUGGUGUAACUAGGUAACUCAUUUAGGGAAAAUUAGACACAUCCAUUUGCACGUAUAUUUUUUAUAAACAGAAGAGUAAGGUUCACAUUCAAAUGCUUUAUAAAAAUAUAUACAUCUCUUAGCUAGUGGCUGGAGAUGUAUGUUGAAACUAUGCCUUGUUUUUUUGACAAAUGCCAAUUUCUAUUUUUAUGAACAAUUAUCGUGAUGUACUAUAUGUAUAUCUUUGCACUGAAGCUGUCUGAAAGUAAUGUUAUAAAUAUAUUGUACAUUUGUAAAUUUUUCUGAGAUUAUCUUGUUCAGUGAUGUUGCUAGUAGAAAUUUGUAUGGAAUUGGUCAUAUA